AUGAUCACUUAGAUUGUUUAAAAUAAUUAAGAUAUUUAUAUAUAAUUUACUUUUUAAUAGUGUAUGAAAUCUUAGAAUUCUAAAAAACCUAAUCUUAAAAUCGCACUAAAUAAGAAAUAGGUAGCAUCAUCAAUAAAAUAAGAGAAACCACCAAGUUCCAAAUGUUCUUAGAAGACAACAUCUUCAAAUGGAAAUGUAAGAAAUAUAGUGUAUAUGAAUGAUUUAGACCACUGCUUCAUCCAAAUAAUUAUGUUUUAAAUUUCAUGACAUUUAAUCAACUUCUAAUCCAACUAUUAUUUCUGAAGGAGAGAAAAAAUGUAAAUAAAAUUAACAAAUAAUUACCAAGCUCUUGAUCAAAAUCAAACAUAAUAGAUUUAAUUGCUGAUUCAAGAAGUUUUACAAUUAUAAAAGGAAAGUAAAGACAUGGACACCAUUAUUUCAAAACUUAUUAUAAAUAAAAAAUCAGACAUUUCAGAUAGAGCAAAUACAUCAAUUACUGAGAGGAAUACUAAAAAAUUCUUAUCUAUGUAUUAUAUGUUACGUAAGAAUCUAGAAAAAAGUUGCAGCCAAACACUUGUGAUUAAAAAUAUAAUACUCCUCUCAAUUUCACAUUUUGUAAUGUUGAUGAAACACAAUAAGUAAGAGUCAUAUAGGCUUAAACUAUGACAAGAUCUUAAAAAGGACUUCCAGAUGUGUUUUAAGUUGUACCAAAUCAGAGACGGUUUUUCGUAUGA
Paramecium sonneborni is the source of this 734-nucleotide messenger RNA. NCBI's taxonomy places the organism in Eukaryota, Ciliophora, Oligohymenophorea, Peniculida, Parameciidae. The record is from the annotation of a GenBank genome assembly.